CCGUCUCCGUCCUUUUCUCCCUUUCCAUACAUACACACACACACACAUACACGCUCGCAAUAUGCUUAAAGUGCCCCAAAUAUACACUCGGUCACCUGUAGCUCGACGAGCUGCGCCAGCCUUGUUCCACCAAUUGCGAACACACGCUACAGCAGUUUCCGAUUCACCCUCACCUCCCUCAUCGUCGCAAUCAUCAAAGUCUAAGCUUUCAAAACUUCGAGAACGUCUGGCCACUGAGGAUGCCAAAGCCGGGUUAGACGAGUUUGUGAACCCGGGCUAUGCGGGCAAACUGACACCACAAGAAGCUCUGGAGUUGAAGGAAACGGUUGUUGAAGCCGGUAAAAAAGUCAAGACGACCAAAUUGAAGCAACCUCGCCUGCCAGAAUGGUUAAAGACGGACAUUCCUGCUGGACAAAAUUUCUCUCGUAUCAAGAAGGAUCUGCGUGGUUUGAAGUUGCACACCGUGUGCGAAGAGGCCCGGUGUCCAAAUAUUGGCGACUGUUGGGGUGGUGGAGAGCAUCAGACGGCAACGGCAACGAUCAUGUUGAUGGGUGACGAAUGUACUCGAGGCUGUCGCUUCUGCUCUGUAAAGACGAACCGCAAGCCGCAAGCAUUGGAUCCACAUGAACCUGAACAUACCUCCGAGGCAAUUCGACGGUGGGGUCUUGAUUACGUUGUGCUUACCAGUGUGGACAGAGACGAUCUCGUCGAUGGUGGCUCGAGCCACUUUGCAGAAACGAUCCGAAAGAUCAAAGCAAAGGCACCGCAUAUCUUGGUCGAAUGUCUUACUGGUGAUUUUGGUGGCUCAUUGGACUGUGUCGAGACUGUCGCCAAAUCCGGAUUAGACGUUUAUGCACACAACAUCGAGACGGUCGAAGCCUUGACGCCCUAUGUCCGCGACCGCCGUGCCGGAUUCCGCCAGUCUCUGAGCGUAUUAAAGCGUGCCAAGGAAGUGCAGCCCGAGCUGCUCACAAAGUCGUCGAUCAUGCUUGGAUGCGGCGAAACGGACGAGGAAGUGCUUCAUGCAUUAGAGGAGUUGCGCAAGGCAGGUGUGGAUGUGGUGACACUCGGCCAGUACAUGCGGCCUACAAAGCGACACAUGAAGGUGCACGAAUAUGUGUCACCAGAAAAGUUCAAGCACUGGGAAACGAAGGGUAUGGAAUUGGGCUUCAAGUAUGUCGCCAGUGGUCCCCUUGUACGGUCUAGUUACAAGGCUGGCGAGUUCUACAUCAGCAACAUGCUCAAGAACAAAAAGCAAGGCAUCCCAGCAGUAGACAAGGCCGCUGCUGCUCUUGAAUCAUCCACCAAAUCUGUAUAAACAAAUUCCAUAUAAUAUUCAUGCAACUUCAAUACACUACUAGAUUCCAUAUCUCUCACUCUUCUCCCCUUCGCUCUCCAACUCUCACUCUCACUCUCACGACACUCUUAUCAUAUUUCCUGUAAUUCUUUUUCAUAAAUUUGUUUAUUCUAUUUACACUACACAGACCCAAUAUAUAUAUAUAUAUAUAUAUAUAUAU
This is a messenger RNA of Zychaea mexicana, 1517 nucleotides long. RefSeq lists its product as uncharacterized. Gene Ontology annotation, molecular function: 4 iron, 4 sulfur cluster binding; lipoate synthase activity. Gene Ontology annotation, biological process: lipoate biosynthetic process. Bases 62 to 1318 code for a protein of 418 amino acids. The record is from RefSeq and is a predicted model, not a curated record. The transcript has 4 exons. NCBI's taxonomy places the organism in Eukaryota, Fungi, Mucoromycota, Mucoromycetes, Mucorales, Lichtheimiaceae. Gene Ontology annotation, cellular component: mitochondrion.